Dicentrarchus labrax (European seabass) is the source of this 1785-nucleotide messenger RNA. It is a transcript of the gene slc2a11l, whose product is annotated as solute carrier family 2 member 11, like. Bases 46 to 1554 code for a protein of 502 amino acids. The transcript is spliced from 12 exons. Lineage: Eukaryota; Metazoa; Chordata; Actinopteri; Moronidae. Gene Ontology annotation, cellular component: membrane. The record is from RefSeq and is a predicted model, not a curated record. Gene Ontology annotation, molecular function: hexose transmembrane transporter activity. Gene Ontology annotation, biological process: monosaccharide transmembrane transport.
GAUUUCAAAAGACUACAGACAUGACAACGGCCUGACUCAGGCACUAUGGCACAGUACCUGACACUCCUGCUAGAAUGUCCUGUUGUAAUCGCUGCCGUUUUUGUCGCUGGCAUUGGUGGGACAUUUCAAUAUGGAUUCAGUGUAUCUGUGAUGACUUCACCGUCUGCUUUUAUAAAGGAGCUGGUGAACAAAACAUGUCUGCAGAGAUAUAAUGCCUCCUUGGAGCAGUGGCAGGUUUCUCUCAUCUGGUCCUUCACUGUGUCCAUUUUCUGCAUCGGGGGGUUACUGGGGUCACUGGUGGCUGGUCCACUAAUCACAAAAUUUGGGAGAAAGCAAUGCCUUUUGUUAAACAAUUUUGUGGCAAUAAUUGCAGCUGUGUUGAUGCUCUUGAGCCAAACAGCAAUGUCCUUUGAGAUGAUCAUGGUGGGACGAUUUCUCUAUGGCAUCAAUUCAGGAGUCAGUCUCUCAGCUCACACCAUGUACGUUGUUGAAUGCGCCCCCAAGAGGCUGCGAGGGAUGUUGGGCGUGACCAUCGCUACCUUCAUCUCCUUGGGGAAGUUCUGUGGUCAGCUGCUGGGGAUCAGUGAGUUACUUGGUACACAGGAGAGGUGGCCCUGGCUGCUUGGUUUCAAUGGUUUCACUGCAUUAGUCCAACUCUCCACCCUGCCCUUCCUGCCAGAGUCUCCCAAGUUCCUUCUGCUGGACAGAGGAAACCGCCAGGCCUGCGAGAAAGCUUUAAGGAGGCUAUGGGGCAACAAGGACUUCAGCACUGAGAUUGAGGAGAUGCUGGAAGAGAAAGCUGAACUGCAGAGCGUUUGCAACCACUCGGUGAUGGAGCUGUUUCAGAGCAAAACAGUCCUCUGGCAACUCCUCACCAUCAUUGUUACCUUCACCACGCUGCAGCUCUGUGGCAUCAACGCUGUGUACUUUUAUUCUUUUGAUGUGUUUCGUGCGGCAGGAAUCCAAGAACACCAGUUACGUUACACGGCCUUGGGAACAGGCCUGUGUGAGCUGGCAACCUCUGUAGCCUGUUUUAUGAUUGUUGAGAAUACAGGCAAGAAAGUCCUGCUGCUCAGAGGAUAUGUAGGAAUGUCUGCAACCCUGAUCCUCCUCACCGUCACUCUGUACCUGCAAACUCAGGUCUCCUGGAUGCCGUACUGCAGCAUGGUCCUCAUUUUUAUUUUCAUUUUCUUUUUUGCCAGUGGACCAGCUGGAGUAACAGCUCCUCUUCCAGGGGAAUUAUUUACUCAGUCAUUCAAAUCAGCUGGAUACACAAUCGCCUGCACUCUCAACUGGACAGGGCUGUUUGUGCUGGGGAUGGUCUUUCCUAUCUUAGUGGCGAACCUCAAGUACUUUUGCUUUCUCAUAUUCCUGUUUUUUUGCACCGGCUGUGGUCUGUAUGUGAGGCUGUACUUCCCUGAGACUAAGAAUCGGACAGCGCUGGAGAUUGCUGCAGAGUUUGAGAAGAUACACAGCAAAUCGGAAAAAUUGCAGAGGAAAAACAACACUGAGCAGAAACUCAACGGGAUCAAAACAUACAUGACCAAGUUAUGAUCAUAUUCACAGAGGUCAUAAAGUGUCCAACAGCAGACAUUUAGCUUGAAGAAGUCACUUUAUAUCACACUGAGGUUACUGAAAUGGUUUAAAUGUAACUCAGGCAGAAAGAUACAACUCAUAUAACAGUUUAAUUCUAUUAUUACAGACCAUCUGAAUCAUUUUUACUGAGUCAGUCAUGUGAACAAUACAGUACUGUAAGACAACGUUAAUAAAAGUGGUUUUACUGUC